This is a messenger RNA of Trifolium pratense (red clover), 1588 nucleotides long. RefSeq lists its product as uncharacterized. The transcript has 2 exons. Lineage: Eukaryota; Viridiplantae; Streptophyta; Magnoliopsida; Fabales; Fabaceae. Bases 341 to 1279 code for a protein of 312 amino acids. The record is from RefSeq and is a predicted model, not a curated record.
UCACCGGAUCAGUUCUUCAUUUAAACCCCCACUUGAGGGCUCUUCUUGACUCAUGUGGCCACUCUUUCCAAUAUUUAUGGAAUUUUUGUUGGCUUGAAACUUGAAACCUCUCUUAAGUUUGAUAUGUUACUAAUUAGACUCAAACUUCAUUAGAGCUACUUAGUCUGCGACUCAAUCUAAAAUUCAAGUCGUGUUCGAAAUCAGCAGCAACAAUUUCCAAAAGCCUUCCCUUCUUUUUCUCUCAUUCUUGACCAUAUCAGUGUUGAUAAACCAUAAAUCCCUCCACUCUAAAAACAACCUUAAUUUCUUGACCAUAUCAGUGUUUAAAUUUUCAUAAAAAAUGGAUCUUUCUCUAAAACCAAAUAGAAUGGAAACAUCUACUAUAUGGGUUGCAAAAUUCAUGCUUAUGUCAAUUGGGAUUAUCUCAAUUCUUGUUUUGUUAAAAGUUGCAAUAAUCCCAUAUACAUUUGAUCUUGUUCUAUCAACUCUUCCUCAACUUUGGUUCUCAAUAAGAAGAUGGUUAACAGUUCCUUUUCUUUACAUCAUUGUUAACUUCAUCAUCGUCACCAUUGUAGCUUCUUCAAGCUUUUCUGAUCCCAAACAGGCAACCACAACCACCAUUUUAGAAACUACCACUGACCCAAUUGAGUUACAAAACCAAACCAAUGAACCACAUGAAGAAAAAGAGGUUGAAGAAGUUUCAAAAGAACAAGAACAAGAGAAAAGAGUUGUUGAAGUUAAAGACUCUGAAUUGUUCUUCAACAAAUUCAUCACUGACCCAUCACCAGAAGAACAGGAAAAUUGCAGUAAAGACUAUUACUUGACAGAUUCUGAUGAUAAAGUUAAAGAAUUUGGAUUGUUCUGCAACAAAUUCAUCACUGACCCAUCACCAGAAAAAUGCAGAAACGAUUAUACCUUGCCGGAUUCCGGCGAUGAUGACAGUUUAGAAGCGACAUGGAAGGCUAUAAUGGAAGGACAAGAGAAAACAAUGAAGCCACAUCUUCAGAAAAGUGACACUUGGACUGCAAGGAUUGUGAAAGCAGAACCAUUUCGUAACAAUGGUGGUUUUGGUGAUGAUGAUGAUGACCCUGUUGCUUGGGCUCAAAGGGAACUGAAAAAGUCAGAAACUUUCAAUGAUAGAUCAUCAUUGAAAAGAGAAAAAUCAAUAAGUCCUGAGGAAUUGAAUAAAAGGGCUGAAGCAUUUAUUAAGAAGUUUAAUAAUCAAAUGAAGUUGCAGAGACUUGAAUCUUAUCAACGUUUUAUGGAAUUGGUCACAUGAAGUUUAAAAAUGUGAUAUUCUGCAAGGAUAUUAACCAUCUUGGAGAUUUUGUUAUGUAAUUUUUAUAUCUUAGACUUAGACUUUGUGAAGAGGCACGAUGGACUUUUUAUCCCAUGCAAGUUUCUAGUGACAUAGUUAACAUAAGUUAGUCUAUGCUCUUUUUUGUCUUAUAUAUUGCAUAAAAAAUGUUUGUAUUGAUGUAGUUAUCCUAGACAUCACUAUACAUAUAUGAGGAUUAUUUGAAGUUGAAUGUACGGUUUCUACAACCAUAGAUUACUCUAUAUCUAGGCUUUGGCUAACAUGGAAGAU